Xylaria bambusicola is the source of this 1224-nucleotide messenger RNA. RefSeq names its product Ser/Thr protein phosphatase superfamily. Lineage: Eukaryota; Fungi; Ascomycota; Sordariomycetes; Xylariales; Xylariaceae. Bases 136 to 957 code for a protein of 273 amino acids. The record is from RefSeq and is a predicted model, not a curated record. The transcript has 2 exons. Gene Ontology annotation, molecular function: hydrolase activity.
CAUUUUGAAUGGGAGCAGUAACAUUUCUGCUUCCUUAUACCUGGUACUUUUCUUUCCUCGGAAUAGUCCCUCCAGUUUUACAUCUACCAACAAUCCACUAAUUCUCUGUCGAUCUACGCGUACUGAAAUACCACAAUGGUCGCGAUCCAGAUUCUAUCAGAUUUGCACCUUGAAGGUUCCGAGACUUACAAUACUUUCGAUAUCCCUGCCAAAGCACCCUACUUGGCGCUGCUGGGUGAUAUCGGCUACGCAAGCAAGCACGGCAGCGAGUACUGCGAUUUCCUGAGGCGACAGCUGGCCAAGUUUCGAGUCGUAUUCCUUGUACUUGGGAACCAUGAACCGUGGUAUUCGAACUGGGACAAGACAAGGCAGCUUAUGCGUGCUUUCGAACAGACGAUUCGCAGUCAGAGAGAAACGGCAGGCGCGAAACAGUGCGGCGAAUUCGUUUUAUUAGAUCGGACGCGUUACGAUAUCCCAGCGUCCGAAAGCGAAGGAGAACCGGGGUUGACGAUCCUCGGCUGUACGCUGUUUUCCCGUGUACCGCCCGAAUCAAUGAGAGAUGUCAGUCGUAGCUUAGGCGACUUUGGGAUCAUUCGGAAUUGGUUCAUAGAGGAUCAUAGUGCACAGUUCGAAGAGGAGCUUGCAUGGCUGAAUAGCCAGGUCGACGCGCUCAGCAAAGAAGAUAAGAAAAUCGUUAUUUUUACGCAUUAUAGCCCGACGACUGAUGAUCGAGCCGUUGACCCGAGACAUCGAAAUAGUUCAGUACAGUCGGGGUUUGUGACAGACCUUAGGGAGGAGGGGUGCUGGAUGAGUCCGAAUGUCAAGAUGUGGGCGUUUGGUCACACCCAUUUCAAUUGUGACUUUGUUGAUGGUCACAAACGAGUUCUGGCGCAUCAGCGAGGAUACUCCCUUGGCCAAGCCGAUGCUUUUGAGGUUGGGAAGGUCUUUGAUAUCUGAUCUUAUACCUACCUAUAUAAUACCAUCGUCAUGUUACAUCACUCUUCGUUGUACUAAGCAUCAAUAAACCUCAACCCUUACAUGAUUCAUCAGCGAUAAACGACCAACAUAUAAGCUAUGCUCCCAUCCUUUCGUCGACAGCUAAUAUCAACGGUUCCAAGGAAACAUAUUCAAGUUGUUUGUACUUAGAUACUUUCAGCGAUCUGCACUAGUCCCAAUAUGGUAAAGUCUAUAACCCAACAGGCAACCUCAAUCGCCAGGUUGACA